UUCCGCAAAAAAAAAUAUUCUAACAAUUAAUUAAUUUUAGCCAAUGUAAUAAUGAUGUUGACAUAAAUUUAGAAGGGUCUAGUCCUAGAAUUUGUGCGUCAGUGUUCCUAAAGAGUUAAUGUCUGCUCGUUUCAUAAAAAACCAUUAAUAGGCUUUGCCGACAUUGGAAUGAUUGGGGUUUUUAUCUGCGGAUUUGCCGCCGUAGGCCUCUUGCGAAUUUUUUGAACGAGGGCGCGUGCGCAGUGCGGCGCUCAUUUGUUUUUCUCUCGGGGAUGUUUGUGUUUGCUGCUCGCGGACUCGAAUUCCUCUCGGAGCCAGACUGCCAGUUGGACUUUGCAGUGGCGAAAUGAGCGCAUUUCGUACGCCCAAGUGCCGGAGCUAGGGGUCGACACAAAGCUGGAUGGACCAUUUCGCGAUCGCGGUCGGAUUCGCUGCCGUUUCAUGUAGCCUGCACACGAGUGCGAUCGGAAGAGCCACUCGAUCCCAAGAUGGAGAACCACUCAGCAUUUCCAGACAGCACAACUAAGGAAAAGGUGACCUUUGUCGAAGGCGAAGAUGUUUUUGUCUCGCAAAAGGACGGUCGCCUCUACUUCGGCACUAUUGUACAGGUCGAAUAUGAGAAUAAAAGGUGCCUGAUCAACUUUGGAGAUGAUACAAAGCAGUGGUCCUUUUUCCACACAAUCAGGCGCCUCUCGAGCAACGUGGUCAGCGAUGGUCCUUGCUGUGUUGUGUGCAAAACUUCAGCCCCGAAGAACUGCCAGUCGAACGAGGUGGUCACUUGUGUCAAGUGUGACCGCGGCUACCACCAGAAGUGCCAUGUGCCAAGAAUCGAAAAUCCUCUGAAAAAAUUUACAUGCCAACGAUGCUCCGAGGAAGAGGAGAAGCGCCUUCAAAAAGAAUUGAGGGAGCAGAAGAAAAUCCAGCAGCAGAAGAUAGGGCUGUUGGAAAAGAAGGCCCGAAAGUCCUUUAGCAAACCUGCUAAAGAGGCCUGUUUGAAAGAACCUGCUGCCCUGUAUAGAAAAUUGGCCUAUGAUGCAACAAGUCUGACAUGGGACUCUGCUCAUAGAACCAACCAUGAGCAAAAGUACUGCUACUGUGGCGAGACGGGCCAGUGGUUUUUCAAAAUGCUGCAGUGCUUGCGGUGCAAACAGUGGUUCCAUGAAAAAUGUGUCAGAUCUUUAUCACACCCUUUGUUUUAUGGUGAUAGAUUUUUCGUGUUUGUUUGUGAAAACUGUAAUGAGGGCUACGAGUAUGUGAGGAGAAUGGAGAUAGGCUGGAUAGAUCUGGUCCACUUAUCCAUGUACAAUUUAACCUUGGUCAGUAUCAAAAAGUACCAUGACAUCGAAACAGUCAUCACUAGUUUCAUCCUCGAGAACUGGGACAAUUUCAACCUACCAGAUAAAAUCCAUUCGGCAAGUGUGACAGAGAGGAAGGAAAAGAUCUUCCGAAUCCUGCAGUCUGAAAAGCAGCGCUUCAAGUGGGGGAAGGAGGUGAAAAAGAAAACUACCCUGUACGCCCUGAGACUGAAAGUUCCUCCGUCUGCGCCUCCGUUCAAUGUGCCACUUACUGGAAGAAUAGACGACGCUGCCUUGAGACAUGCGAGUGAGUCGAAUCGCAGAGUCAAGUUUGUCUUCCCAUCCAACUCAAAUGCUAAGUACAAUAGCCAAAUUGGUGGAGUGCAGUUUCCAGAUGGAAUUACGUACUUGGGCAAAAACUCUGGAGAAUCUGUCACCUCAAAAUCUGACGCAACGGAUGGAAAAUUGUCGGUCAGUUCCGAGGCGAGUGUGGAUGACUCCGAGAGCUCAGAAGUAGAGGAAGAGUCUGAAGGGGGCAGUGUAAAGUGCAGACCAGCCAAAGGCACUCAGUUCGACGGGGAAUUCCAGAAGCGAAGAGCUUCCCUCAGAGCAACACCGGACAAGAAGGAAACCGUCGGUAGAAAAAGAAUGAGGUCUGAAGGCGGCCUGAAGGAAGGCGAGAAGGAAAUAAAAAACAAGACUGCACGAAAACUCAUUAAGAACGCCAUCAAUAAGAGCCAAAAGCUCUUAAAAACGUCGCCUUCGCGAGCCGACCGCAAAGAGCUGCCCAGCAAAACUCAGCUCAGCAAAGCAGCUUCUACUAACUCGACUCCAGUCAAGGAAGAAACCAAGGCGGCUUUGCAGGCAGGCAAAGAUUUCCUGAAGCAACUGUCGCAGUCGCAGCAGCAACAGACUGCAAAGAAAACGGCCGCCCCACCCUUACCAGUGGCCAUCAGACCGACGAAGAGGCAGCUCAGCGAGAAGGACAUUCGAAUCGGCAAAAACGGAGAGAUCAAGAGACGUCGCUUCCGGCGUCGAAACACGCUUCCGGGCACUAACAUUCCUGCCAGCAGUCUGCACGACCUCUACAAAAAGGAUCCGUCUGUACAGGGCAACUGCCGCACCACAUACCACCGUUCCGUAAAGGUGGCCAGCAUCAACCCAAGACUGAGUGGAACUCUGGUGGCGCGCUCGGGCCGCGACUUGAUGCAGUUUGCGCUGAACGCGGCGCGACUCAAGCUGAAGCCCACCGAGGAGGAGGAGGACGAGGAGGAAGUGGUCGUGGAAGCCCCGAGCACCUCGGCCGCCGCAAAGGAUCUGACGCCGGCCGAGCUGCGCAUGGCCAUCGGACACUACUUCAGUCCGGCCAACCGCAUCAUCAACGGCGAGAGCUUCAACAUCAACGGCAAGCGGACGAGGUUGGACGGCACGGUCGAGUACCUCAUCGAGUGGGACAGACCGGUGAACUUUUAAUCUACUCUUGUGAUAUAAAAGCCCCGUUUGCAAGGUUCGAUUCAAACCUGCCGAGACCAAUUCGGUUUAGUUCGAUCUAAGCUUAUCAUAUGUUUACCUUUUAGUGUAAAUACCAUUUCGUUGCGCAGUUUUUUUUAGCUGUGAUGUAUCUGUUAGUUAUUUUUUUUGUACCCGAACCGCCAAUGCCGAGGCUGAAAUCGGACAGAUUUCUUUAAAGUAAUUUUUUUUCCUUUUGAUUUCUUGGAUCGAAUUUAUUGUGUCCAAUUUCAGCCUUGCAAAUCCCUCUUUUGCUGUUUCGCCACUUAUAAUUUUUAUCCUAUUUUAGAAAUAUUAAAUUUGUAACAGUGCAUAACUAGGGCAUUAUGUUAGGUUCCUGUGCGUUUUCAUCCUGCCAAUUUUAAAGGCUCCUCUAGAACCAAUUUUGUUUGUACUGCUCCUUUUUUGUUCUUUUUUGAAAUUUGAAAUUCUCUCAAAUGGGCCUGAUUUUUCCCCAGACUUCCUGUUUUUCUUUUGGUUGAGUGAAUGCAAACUGAUUUUAAAUUGGGGGUUUUGAGCCUUUAAUCGCGCUUCAAGUGUCUUACUUGAAUAUUUUUGAAGCAAAGCUCAAACUGCUGUCAAUACACUGUAACUUGUGUUCAUGGUAUAUCAACGUAAAUUGCCACUUUGCUCUUGAUUGGUUUUUUUAAAAUUUUUAUUUUGGGUUACUUCUAUUAUGCCCACAAUUGUUUGCCAUCAAAACUCUCCAACGUUACUGUUUUUCGAAGAAAUUAUUUUUGCAGCUCACUGUAAAAAUCAACUAUCAUGUUUAAGAAAAAAUUCUCUCGAUUAGUGUUUCCCGUUGUUUUUCUCUUCCUUGAGAAUUUGUCGUCUGCAGCACCCUGUAGAAUGUUGAAAUUUAAUGUGCACUGACUGUUUUCUCUAACUCGACAGUUUCUGUUUCAUAAUCAAGUCUGAAUCUGUUUGUCCAACGUUUGACAGAAACGAACUGCAUUCCACGCUACUUUUGAUUACUCAUGUUCCCACGGCCAAUUUUGCUUUUCGAGCCUGCCAACAUCAUGUCAGAAGGACAGGCUGCUUUGGUUUUUCUUCACUAUUGUAAAAGGCGCUCAGAAGAGCUGAAAAAUGGAAUCACUGCCAAUAUUUUUAUAUAUAUACCUAGUCAAAUUUUGCAGUUGGAACUUUGUACAGAAUCCUGGAAAUGUGCACGUUGCUCUGAAAUCCUGAAUUUAAUCUGGACAAAUGCUUCUCUACAGUAGAAUAAAAAAAAAUGUGAAAAU
Messenger RNA from Neocloeon triangulifer, 4045 nucleotides. RefSeq names its product PHD finger protein 19 (gene Pcl). The record is from RefSeq and is a predicted model, not a curated record. Lineage: Eukaryota; Metazoa; Arthropoda; Insecta; Ephemeroptera; Baetidae. The coding region runs from base 489 to 2768 and encodes 759 amino acids. The transcript has 11 exons.